Eimeria acervulina is the source of this 1086-nucleotide messenger RNA. RefSeq lists its product as hypothetical. The record is from RefSeq and is a predicted model, not a curated record. Bases 1 to 1086 code for a protein of 361 amino acids. The transcript is spliced from 3 exons. NCBI's taxonomy places the organism in Eukaryota, Apicomplexa, Conoidasida, Eucoccidiorida, Eimeriidae.
AUGCUUUUUGGAUGGGCGCGAGCCCUCAUAGGUAACCUGCAGCAGCAACAGCAACAGCAGCAGCAGCAGCAGCAAAGCCAGCAUGAGGCACCAGACGACCAGUGGACGCAAGACUACAACUUCAGCAGCAGCAGCAGCAGCAGCACAGCAGCAGAAGCAGCACAGCAGCAGCAGCAACACAGCAGCAGCAGCAGCAGCAGCUUAAUGCCUACUUCGUCGUCACUACUACGGCUCCGACGGCUCUGCUUCCUGUUGCUGCAGCACACGCAGCAGCAGCAGCAGCAGCAGCAGCAGAAGAUAAAAAGCUGCAGCAGCAAAUCCCACUGGCAGCACCUCAGACCCAACAGCAGCAGCAACAGCAGCAACAGCAGCAACAGCAGCGACAGCAGCGACAGCAGCAGCAGCAGCAGUGGAGAAGCGUCUGCAAGAGAGGGAUCAGCAGCAGCAGCAGCAACAACUUCAGCGGGAUCGUCACCCCACAACCCCCGCGUAGGUGGGCCCUCCUCCAGUUUGUGCCGCAUCCGAUUCAAACGCUCCCCUGCAGCAGCAGCAGCAGCAGCAACAGCAGCACCAGCAGCAGCGUCAGCAGCAGCAGCAAGGAGCCGUUGGCGCAAAGCAGCAGCAACAGCGAGGAAGUCAGCAGCAGCAGAAAAGAUUGAGAGCAAGGAGAGCAGCAGCACAAGGCCAGCAGCAACAGCAACAUUGAAAACAACCGCAGAGAUAGCAGCAAACGCAGCAGCAGCAACAGCAGCAGCGACGGCAGCAGCAACAGCACAAACGAGAGCAAGACCAGCAGCAACAGCGACAACAGCAGCAGCCGCAGCAGCAGCAGCACAAACGAGAGCAGGAGCAGCAGCAACAGCGACAACAGCACCACCACCACAACAGCAGCAGCAGCAGCAGCAGCAGCAGCAGCAGCAGCAACAGCAGCAGCAGCAGCAGCAACAGCAGCAGCAGCAGCAGCUCACCGAUAAAGGAUGUGUGUAUGUGGCGAUCGCUGAGGCUCUUGCCUUUACGCUCACUGCAGCAACCGAAGAGCAGCAGCAGCAGCAGCAGCAGCAGCAACAACAAGAGCAACAACAAUAG